AUGAAGCUACAAGUCCUUCUAUCUCUCACCACGCUGGGGGUAUUCGUCACAUUGGGUGCACUUUAUGUGCGAUCCUUCCAGCGCACCGAAAAGUUAAAAAUCAUCAUCUACGAAACUGAUGAGCACAGCACCUCCCUCCAGAUGUUUCUCAACGCAACCGAAAGAGUUGGUAUCGAAACCACGGUAGUCGGCCAAGGAAGUGCUUUCAAUGGCUUUGGAUCCAAAUAUUUGCAACUCAUGGACGCCUUGUCCGAGUUUGAAGGAGAGCCUGAAACUCUCGUUGCUGUGAUUGAUGGCCGAGAUGUCCUCUUGAACGUUGGGGUUCAAGUUGACCAUCAAGAAUUUGAAGAUAGAUUGGAACACUUUGUCGGUGUCUUUGACGAACUCACCGAAGAAAAACCAAAUGCUGUCCUAAUCUCUGCCGAACAGCAGUGCUGUGUUGCUGCGCUGUGUCAUGCUGAUUCUCCUGACUUCUACUUCGACCCAGUCUCUGGAGCUAGAAAGAACCGAGCCUGCUCAUCUGGAGAGAAGGAUUGCUACUGGCAAAACAAUGAGAAUGUCAAAUAUUGGCAAUCUACGAUGGAAGCUGAAGCAUAUGCAAGAAGUGAAUCUGCCGAUGCUAGCCCAUACCUAAACGCUGGGAUGAUGGUCGGCACAGCCGAAAACUUGAUCAACCUUAUUCAACUAAUGGAUAUUGGCGAAGAAGAGGACGAUCAAGCAGUUUUGUCUGCCAUGUACUUGCAAUUUCCUGAUUUGAUUGUUCUUGAUUACGAACAAGAACUUCUUGGAAACAACGCAUGGCCAAAGGGUCUCGAGCAUGGUUGCAUUUAUGAUUUCGAUCCCGACACUCGAAAUGACUCUUUCUUGACAAAUGUCCAAACCAAGACUGUGCCUUUGAUUCUUCACACACCAGGCAAAUUCUACGAAUGCCUGGAUACAUUGAUUGAAAGACUUGGAGGAGUCAAUGAUGCAAGACACAAGGGCGCUAAAUUCGCAACCAAGAGACUACUUCAAUAUGGAAGCAACCAAUAUGGAAACUACCAAUAUGGAAACUAUCAAUAUGGAAACUAUCAAUACGGAUCAAAUGUCUUCAACUACGGUGAGCUUCCAGAGACUGUAUCACCAUCAGAUUCGCAAGUACCUUCCGAUGCACCUUCCAUUGUGCCGUCUGUGGCACCUUCUCCUUCACCCUCUGCCGCACCAACAGUGCUCGCAGUGACCACUGCGAAACCAAUAGAUGGAACUGUGACAAUCGGAACGCCGGGAACGGCAGCACCAACAGAGGCUCCCCAAGCAAGAUCAUCAUCAUUUUGGAGCAUCAUCACAGAUUUUUGGAGCAACCACUAG
Messenger RNA from Cylindrotheca closterium, 1347 nucleotides. The record is from the annotation of a GenBank genome assembly. Lineage: Eukaryota; Bacillariophyta; Bacillariophyceae; Bacillariales; Bacillariaceae.